CGUCGCUAGCUCGAUCGGUUUUGGGAAUGGCACAGACGAUGAACAACCAACUUCUGUUGACCGUGCUGUCCUUCUCGACUGGGGCUGUGGCCCUGGUCACUCUGGCCCUUGCUGUGGCCACAGAUUCCUGGCUUUACACAGAAGAGGCGAUUGACUAUGUGUUGGAAAAUGUCACAAUAGUAUACGUGGUCAGAACACAUUCUGGACUUUGGAGGGUUUGUACAAUCAACGAGUACAGUCCUGGUGAAGAAGAAUCGCUAUGUGCCAAUAUUGAGUACUACAAACAAGGUUAUGAGCGGAUAGAAAAAGCUAGCACGUCUAUGGCUAUUAUACGAGCCAUCCGACUGUCUGCCCCUUACCCAGUGGUUGCUCUUCUCAUGAUAGUCAUUGCAGCCAUCACCAGUGUCAUCGGGAACAUAAAAGCAGAUGUGAAAACGUUGAUAGGGGCAAUCAUUUAUGUUUUCUCAGGUCUGGCUUUGUCAGUUGGCAUCAUUCUCUACAUAUCAGCUGUCAACGAUGAGGUGGGACAUCGAGCCAAGAUCAUUGGUGUCCAAGGCCCAAAGUUUGCCUACUUCUAUGGCUGGUCGUUCUUCUUUGCCGGAGUGUCCUUCAUCACUGCCGAAAUGGCAGCUGUGUUUGGCAUCUCACUCUACCUGCUGCGCAACUCACACGUCGACGACAUGGUGCGAAUCAUACCAGGCCUGGAGGACAAGGUGGACGGUGACAAUUACCAAGACAAUGUUGGCAUACAGACAACGACGAUCGUUUUAUGAGCGGGAUGCCCAAGUGUUUACCAUGUUGAUGUCGUUUUUUUGAUAUUAUGCGUUUUUUGUUGUUGUUGUUUUUUUUACAAGAAAGCAGGAAAGAAGAAGAAACUCACUGAUGACGGAAAAGAAAGAGAAAGUGAGAAAGGGAAGAGGAGUGAAGGAUGGGGAAGGUGACAGAGAGAGGCAAAGAAGGAGGCAGGGAAAAAAGUGAGGCAAAGAGAGAGAAAGGAGCAAUGAAUCUAUGCAUGUGCAUGUGUGUGUGUGUCUGUGUGUCACUGUUCUGUAUAAUGUUUCAAUGUGGGUGGGUGGGUGUAAGUGUGUGGGCAUGGGUGGGUGUGUGCAUUUAUGCGCCUGCAUAAGUAUAUAUGCAUUUAUUUAACAUACAUAAUAUACAUGUGUGUGUGUAUAUAUACACGUAUAUAUGUGUAUGUUUGUGUGAAAACGUAUGUCUAUAUAUAUAUCAAUGUGUGUGCGCCUGAGUGUAUAACUGCAUGUUUUUAUAUAAAUUACUUUUAAUCUAAAAUUAUA
Octopus bimaculoides (California two-spot octopus) is the source of this 1295-nucleotide messenger RNA. Its product is annotated as voltage-dependent calcium channel gamma-5 subunit. NCBI's taxonomy places the organism in Eukaryota, Metazoa, Mollusca, Cephalopoda, Octopoda, Octopodidae. The record is from RefSeq and is a predicted model, not a curated record. Gene Ontology annotation, cellular component: postsynaptic density membrane; AMPA glutamate receptor complex. Gene Ontology annotation, biological process: regulation of AMPA receptor activity; neurotransmitter receptor transport, postsynaptic endosome to lysosome; postsynaptic neurotransmitter receptor diffusion trapping. Gene Ontology annotation, molecular function: voltage-gated calcium channel activity; channel regulator activity.